Molecule: messenger RNA, 1692 nt
Organism: Peromyscus eremicus (cactus mouse)
Lineage: Eukaryota; Metazoa; Chordata; Mammalia; Rodentia; Cricetidae
Product: liver carboxylesterase-like
Exons: 12
Coding region: 1-1692 (563 amino acids)
Cellular component (GO): intracellular membrane-bounded organelle
Molecular function (GO): carboxylic ester hydrolase activity
Source: RefSeq, a predicted model, not a curated record
AUGCCACUUGAUAGACUUCCUGCCUGGCUGUAUGCUGUGGCCUGUGGGCUCCUGCUUCUCCUCCUCCAUGUGCAUGGCCAGGACUCAUCCAGCCCCAUCAGGAACACACACACAGGGCAGGUGAGAGGAAGCCUUGUCCAUGUGAAAGACAAUGAAGUUGAUGUCUAUACCUUCCUGGGAAUUCCCUUUGCCAAGCCACCUGUAGGACCACUGCGCUUUGCACCUCCUGAGCCCCCUGAGCCAUGGAGUGGUGUGAGAGAUGGAACCUCCCAUCCAGCCAUGUGUCUGCAGACUGAUAUGAUGAAUAAUGAGUUUGCAAAGAAGAUGAAUCUGAACAUGCCUCCCACUUCUAUGUCCGAGGACUGCCUGUAUCUCAACAUCUACACACCAGCUCAUGCCCAUGAAGGCUCUAACUUACCUGUUAUGGUAUGGAUCCAUGGUGGAGCACUUGUUAUGGGCAUGGCUUCCAUGACUGAUGGAUCCAAACUGGCAGCUACCGAAGAAAUAGUAAUGGUUGCUAUCCAGUAUCGUUUGGGUAUCCUUGGCUUCUUCAGCACUGGAGACCAGCACGCCAGAGGCAACUGGGGCUACCUCGACCAAGUGGCUGCCCUACACUGGGUCCAACAGAAUAUUGCCUACUUUGGAGGCAACCCUAGCCAGGUCACUAUUUUUGGUGGGUCAGCAGGUGGCACAAGUGUGUCUUCACUUGUUGUGUCUCCCAUGUCCAAAGGACUCUUCCAUGGAGCCAUUAUGCAGAGUGGAGUGGCCCUGCUGCCUGACCUUAUCUCUGACACAUCUGAGGUGGUCUACACAAUGGUGGCCAACUUGUCUGGAUGUGAGGCCAAGGACUCAGAGGCCCUGGUACACUGCCUACGAGACAAGAGUGAAGCAGAAAUUCUGGCUAUCAACCAGGUCUUCAUUAUGAUCCCUGGUGUGGUGGAUGGGAUGUUCCUACCUAGGCACCCUCUGGAGUUGUUGGCCUCUGUGGAUUUUCAGCCUGUCCCCAGCAUCAUUGGUAUCGAUAGUGAUGAGUGUGGCUGGGGAAUCCCCUUGGUAAGACCUCGUUCUAAGCCUGGCCUUGAUCCUGUCAUAAAGAACAUAACCAGAGAGACCCUGCCAGGUAUUCUGAAGAGCACAGCAGCACAGAUGAUGCUGCCUCCUGAAUGUAGUGAUCUGCUAAUGGAAGAAUACAUGGGGGACAUUCAGGACCCCCAGACCCUCCAAGCACAGUUCAGGGAGUUGAUGGAGGACUUCAUGUUUGUGAUCCCUGCACUCCAAGUAGCACAUUUUCAGCGUUCCCAUGCUCCUGUCUACUUCUAUGAGUUCCAGCACCAACCAAGUUUCAUCAAGCAUGUCAGACCAUCCCAUGUGAGGGCUGACCAUGGUGAUCAUGCUGCCUUUGUCUUUGGCUCCCAUCUUUGGGGCAUGAAAGUUGACUUCACUGUGGAGGAGAAGCUGCUGAAUAGGAGAAUGAUGAAGUACUGGGCCAACUUUGCAAGACAUGGCAACCCAAACAGUGUGGGUCUACCAUACUGGCCCGAGUUGACCCAUGAUGAGCAGUACCUGCAGCUGGACAUUCAGCCUGCUGUGGGCCGAGCCCUGAAGGCCAGAAAGCUGCAGUUCUGGACCAAGACUCUGCCACAGAAGAUCCAGGAGAUAAAGGGGGCUCAGGUCAAGCAUGCAGAGCUUUAG